This is a messenger RNA of Rubroshorea leprosula, 1041 nucleotides long. The record is from the annotation of a GenBank genome assembly. NCBI's taxonomy places the organism in Eukaryota, Viridiplantae, Streptophyta, Magnoliopsida, Malvales, Dipterocarpaceae.
UCUUCUUUCCAUCGUUCUCCUCUGUGCUCUCUUUGUUCUCCUUCCCACCGCCACCGUUUUCAGCCAUUUUUCCUUUGGUUGUCACUGUUUCUUUUCUCCCCUCCCUUCAUCCCCUUCUUGGGCAUGAUUGGGUUCGUGAGGAACCCAGAGACGAUCUGGGUUCGUCAUGAACUCAGAAUGCCUCUUUCAUCCUCUUUCAUCCUCUUUCAUUCAGUACUCCAUAAUUAAAAGCAACAUUAAAUUUCAGAAGAAAUGCCACUGUUUCCUCCAUAAAUCUACUUUACAUUAUUUCUAUCCUCUGCAAAAAGCAUGUGUGAAUCACCAUGAAUGAGAGAGUUAGCAUACAUCUUCCUGCAAAAACAAGGAAUUAAUAAUGAACAUUAUGGGUUUGCGACAAUGAAUCACCAUGAAUCAAACUGGAUUCUAACAUAAAUAUAUUCAACAAAUUUUACCUAAUCUAUAGCAAUAAAGAAAUGGGUUUGCGACGAACCCAGAAGAGAUCUGGGUUUGCACCGAACCCAAAGCAGACCUCGGUUCGUGACAAACCCAGAGCAAACUUGGGUUCGCGUCGAACCCUGAACAGAGCAGACCUGGGUUCGCGACGAACCCAGACCCAGAGCAGAUUUGGGUUCGCGUCGAACCUAGAGCAGACUUGGGUUCGCGUCGAACCCAAAGCAGAGCAAAGCAAACUUGGGUUCGCGACAAACCCAUAUCUGCUCUGGGUUCGACGCGAACCCAGAGCAAAGCAGACUUGGGUUCGCGACAAACCCAGAUUUGCUCUAGGUUCAUCGCGAACCCAAAGCAAAUCUAGGUUCCUCAUGAACCCAGUCAUGGCCAAGCUAAUGAGGGGGAAGGGGAGGAAAAAUGGCUGGAAAUGGUGGACGAACCCAGAUCGUCUCUGGGUUCCUCAUGAACCCAGUCAUGGCCAAGCUGAUGAAAGGGAAGGGGAGGAAAAAUGACUGGAAAUGGUGGCGGUGGCAAGAUGAACAGAGAAAGCACAAAGGAGAACCAUGGCAAGAACAAUAAAUUAAGGGCAUUUUA